AAAAUUCCCAGUCCUAAUUAUAGAUAAACAUCACAAUCAUUAGGUUUUUAAUUUUUGCAAUGUGACAAUGAAAAUUUUCUGUCAAAAUGUGUUGCGAGCAUGAAAGUUUUCAGCCAUCAAACUUGGUUGACUGUAAACUUGAAUUCGUUUACAGUCUGUAUACCUACCAGACAAUAAAUUCUAUGUAUGCCAAAAGUUUUUCUUUCAAGAACUUCAGUUAUGUUGAGUUCACUAGCUUGUAGCUGUUUGCUUAACAAAUUGAAAUAUUUCCUUCUUUUGUAAUAAUGAAUGUUGUAUCAAAUUAGAUGUAAUCCUGAUUUCAUUUCGCUGAACAGUUGACGUUUUGUUUAUCUGUCCAUAACACACAGACUGCACAGAUGCAUAAAGUAUUGGUAAUAUUAUUUUAUAUUUGAAUCACUAUUCUAGGUAAUCAUAGUUAAAAAAAAAUGAAUUCAAAAAAGCUGAUUGCACUUGUAUUACUCGUCAUACAGACAACAACUCUCGUUUUGACGUUACGUUACUCCAGAACCAGACCUGUCGAAGGGCCACGAUUUCUUAACAGUACUGUUGUGGUUAUAGCAGAGGUGGUGAAACUAUUAUGCUGUAUUUUGAUGAUUUUGAAAUCAAAAGGAUAUUCAUUACGAUUUACCGUGGAUGAAAUAUUAAGAGAAGUCAUCGGUCGACCAAUUGAAACUUUUAAAAUUGCCAUACCUUCUGGUAUGUAUGCUAUACAGAAUAACUUAUUAUUUAUAGCGUUAUCGUAUCUGGACGCUCCAACAUAUCAAGUGACAUAUCAACUGAAGAUUUUAAGCAGUGCAAUAUUUUCUGUUCUUUUGCUUGGUCGAAGUUUAAACAGAUUGAAAUGGAUUUCUUUGGUUUUGUUGAUGGGGGGAGUGGCUUUAGUUCAAAUCCCACCUGAAAAUUCCGAAGAAAAAGAUCCUGCCUAUCGUUGGUAUGGUUUGUUUGCAAUUUUUUGUUCGUGUAUCAGUAGCGGUUUCGCUGGUGUUUACUUCGAAAAACUUUUGAAGCGUUCGAAUCAAAGUUUAUGGAUAAGAAACGUGCAAAUGGCGUUAUUUGGCACCAUUUUUGGUGGACUUACAGCGUAUUUUACUAAUUAUGAAGAGAUUAGAAAAGAUGGAAUUUUUCAAGGAUACGAUCAUUUAACAUGGUUCGUUGUAAUAUUACAUGCUGUUGGCGGUCUCCUUGUCUCUAAUGUUAUCAAAUAUGCAGACAAUAUUGUUAAAAGUUUUGCUGCUUCACUUUCUAUCGUUAUAUCAAGUGCAGUUUCGUAUUUUAUGUUUAAUGAAUUUCAUCCAGGUCCAUUUUUUACUAUAGGUACAGCAGUCGUUUUAUUUUCUACUGUUCUGUAUAGCAAAUAGAUGCAAUAAUGUUAAUAUAUAUAUUUGUGUGUUUUGAAAUAGGUUCUGGGUAUUGUAGAGGGUGACUAUAUCAUAUAUUAUCAGAAGGUGCUAUGGGGUAUAUUUUUGUGGAAUAUGGUCUUGUAAAGCAGGUCGCAGGAGUGUGCAAUCUUUUUUAAUACAGAAAGGCCAGAUGCAAAUAACUGGGUGAAACCACGGGCCGCACCUUUUUUAACAGAGGCGUUCUGAUAGUUGCAGGCACAAACAUUUUUUCAUUUCUGUUAUUGAUCCUAUGCAUUGCAGAAAUGAUGAGUUAAUUAAGAUGCAUAAAUUUCUAAAAAAAAACUGUUAAACUGAAUCAAAAACUUGUUUCGCAGGCCGUACACGAUUUAAAAUUGGCACUUCUGUGAGGCCGCAGAAAUUUUUCAUUGUGGGCCGUAUGUUGCACACCCCUGUUGCAAAGAAUAAAAUGUUUGAUGUUGUUGGUAGUGACAGUCAUAAUUCUAUUCGACUAAAUCUGUGUUGUUUAGUUUACUUGCAAUUACAUCAUGCCAUUGUAUUUUUAUUGCUGUAAAAGUGUUAGUUGUGUCAGCAGGGUUUUUGCUCCAUGCAGAUAAAUUGAAGUCAAUCAUCAUAACCUAACCAUAACAUAACUGGCUAACACAUGCAAAAGCAUGUCCAAGUUACAACUAGUUCUGAGAUUGAAUCAGCUAAUUUAAUUUCCCAUCUUUUUUACACAAAAAAAAGCAAUCAUGCUACUGAUGUUGUUCGAAAACUUUUCUCCGUCCUUUUCCAAAAUUAUCCUUGUUCAAGUAUUCAGAUAUUCAAGAUCGUUUUUUAACAUUUUUCAACCGGUUAUUCGUCCUUCAAAUCAUAUUAUUUGAUUUGUAUCAUUUUAAUUUACUGCAAUAUAUUAGGCAUAAAGCCAUAAUAUAAAUCAUAGCUAUUUCAAUUAAAUAGUUUAAUUUGUAAUAUU
Molecule: messenger RNA, 2334 nt
Organism: Styela clava
Lineage: Eukaryota; Metazoa; Chordata; Ascidiacea; Stolidobranchia; Styelidae
Product: UDP-N-acetylglucosamine transporter-like
Biological process (GO): pyrimidine nucleotide-sugar transmembrane transport
Cellular component (GO): Golgi membrane
Molecular function (GO): pyrimidine nucleotide-sugar transmembrane transporter activity
Source: RefSeq, a predicted model, not a curated record